AUGCAUAUCUUGAUAACCAACGAUGACGGCCCGCCUUCUGACCAAUCCUCCCCCUACGUCCACUCCUUGGUGACACACCUCCAAUCUGCCGGCCACACCGUCUCCGUCAUCCUCCCUCACACCCAGCGCUCCUGGAUCGGCAAAGCCCACCUUGUCGGCAAAUCCGUCUCCCCGACCUACUACCGCCCGCAACCCCUCCAAACCACGUCUGACGGGCGUCUCACAAACCACGGAUCCACGCACGACACGCCACUCCCGCCAGACAGCAAGGAAGAAGAAUGGGUCCUCGUGGACAGCACACCAGCCUCAUGCGUUCAAAUCGGACUCUUCCACUACUUCCAAGAGCGCGGCCCCAUCGACCUCGUCGUAUCAGGCCCCAACUACGGCCGCAACAGUACCGCCGUCUUCUCCCUCUCGUCUGGCACCAUUGGCGGCGCCAUGGAAGCGGCCGUCUGCGGCGCCAAAUCAAUCGCCCUCUCCUACGCCUUCUUCGACCGCAACCACGACGCCCAAAUCAUAAGCGACGCCAGUGCCCUCAGCACAAGGCUCAUCCAACACCUAUGGGACCACUGGGACCCAUCCACCCAUCUCUACACCGUCAACGUGCCCCUCGUCGAGGGCGUCCAGCGCCGCAAAAUCCUCUACACAGACAUGCUGCAGAACUCGUGGAAAUCAGGCUCCUGCUUCCAAGUCGUCGAGACCCCGGCACCCACUCCCGCUCAGCCAGACCCAGAAUCCACAAUCAGACUCCAAGAAGCCAACAUUGCAAAACUGGAAUCCGCAGCCCUCCACACCUCUGAGGAUCCGGCCUCUACAACACAGCCCGGAUCUUCGUCGCCGGCACACGAUCAACAACAGACCAAGCAGGUCCACGCGCGCUACACGCACAAGAGCUUCAAGUGGGCCCCGCUCUUCAAGGACGUGUAUGAGAGCGUGGAGGCCAGCGAGCCGGGAAACGAUGGCUGGGCCGUGGCUCAGGGGUAUACGAGCGUGACGCCGUUGCGGGCGAAUUUCAUGCAUGUCCCUGGGUUUACGGGGGAGAUUACGUUGGCGGAGGGGCGCGGAGAGUCGGGCAUGACGGCUGCGGAUGCAGAGAGGCAGAGUGAUGAUCGGUAG
This is a messenger RNA of Plenodomus lingam JN3, 1116 nucleotides long. RefSeq lists its product as uncharacterized. Gene Ontology annotation, molecular function: hydrolase activity. NCBI's taxonomy places the organism in Eukaryota, Fungi, Ascomycota, Dothideomycetes, Pleosporales, Leptosphaeriaceae. The record is from RefSeq and is a predicted model, not a curated record. Gene Ontology annotation, cellular component: P-body.